GGUAUUCUUGAAUGUUACUGACAUUUCACUUCUUUAUUACCAGAUCAUUUUCUACCCUGGAGAGAAAGAUAAACAUCGCCACUUCAACAUUCAGCAACAUUCAUUGUACUUUUAACACAAUGUAUACUAUUUACUGAUGGACAUGUUGAAGUAAUGUGCAACUCUUUGUUUAAGUGACAGCACUGUUAGUCAAUACCAGUUAUCUGCUGUGUUAACGUUAGUGUGUCAGAGGCUGGAUGAGAGGAUUUCUAAUUCUGUAGAGCUGAGUCUUUUUGACAGACUAGCGUAGGUGCUCUUCUGAUGCAGGAGUCCCUUUACCGAUUUCUGCUGCCUGGCCAAUGAGGAGGGGCGCUCCCCUGCCACAUGGUUUCGGGCCACCCCAAAAUAACCUGCGACCAGUGUGCUGACAAAUGUUGCUACUUUUACUGGUGAAAGGUUGCUCCAGCUACUAGCCUUCAAAUCUCCCCCUUCAAACCCCAAGGUUAACUCUGUGUAAAAAGUAGAGGAAGCACGGGCAGCUGCCCUCGGGCCAGUUUCUCCUGGGGGGCCUUCACUGGACAGCCCCGGAAUACGCUCGGCCACGGGACAAAACACACACACGCCCCACGCACGUACACAGGUGUGCUUCAAGGACUGCCUGAUUCAGGAGCAGCCUCCUCCGGGUUAAAGAGAAAGAGGCACACAGAAGAACAGAAUGGACCAGCCCACAUCACUGUCACAGUUUUUGCGGGAAAACUACCUGGCAGAGGCCAGAGCUCACCACAGACACGGAGAAGGGGGUCACUCGGACUCGUCCCCCUCGCGGCGUCUCCUGUACGGGACUCUCAAAGGCAAGGCAGAGGAUUCUGGGACGCGUGAGAAUACUCAGUUCCCCGAUCUGUCCGCUUUUCUCAGUCAAGAGGAGCUCGACAAAAGUGUCAACCUUGCCAGAGAAGCCAUUGGUCACGAGCCCCAUGAGAAUGAAACGUCCAAUGAGGCCAAACCUCCACAGACGGCCCCCUCUGUGGCCCCAGCGAUGACCUCGUCUAUUAUCAACCCCCCUGCGGACAAAACUGAGAACACCUCACUAACACAGCCAUUCACAUCAAACAGACAAGCGCUCCAAAACCCAACGCCCCUCCAUGACGGUGUGAUGAGGAACAACAGAGUUCCCAGGGAGCCCUCUCAGGACUUCAAGCGGCCCAUUAGGAACCAGCCUUAUGGCCUUGAGACUCAGUCCAAAAAGGAGUUCCUCAACAAAGCGGCCGACUUCAUUGAGGAGCUCUCCUCGCUCUUUAAGGCCAACAGCUCCAAGAGGGUACGGCCACGGUCCUGCAAGGCCCACAGGAGCAGGAACAAGCCCCAGCCGGACGGCAUGGCCUUCAGUCUCAAUGUGGCUGAUGAGCGGGAGAGGCCCAUUCACUCCUUCAGCACUGACCCGUCAGAGGCCCUGUGUGAGGACUUUGCCCAACAGGAAGUGGAAAUGACAGAGCAGGAAACGUUCAUGCCCGGGGAUGAUGCCCUGGAGGAGGAAGCUGCGGCCGAAGGUGAGGCCAUGGCCGAGGUCGAGGGUGAUGCUGAGGCUGAGGCCAUUGCUGAGGCAGAGAAUGAGAACAUGGCCUUGCUGGAGGGCCAGACCUCAGAGGAGCCCGUCUAUGAGCCGCCCCACUUCAUCCAGAAGAUUAAAAGCCGAGAGGUUCCUGAGGGAAGCAAGGUCCAGCUGGACUGUAUUGUGAGAGGUCUCCCUGUGCCUGAAGUUCGAUGGUUCUGUGAGGGGAAAGAGUUAGAGAACAGCCCUGACAUCCAGAUCAUCAACAAUGGAGAACAGCACUCCCUGAUCAUAGCUGAGGCAUUUGAAGAAGACACAGGACGCUACUCCUGCUUCGCCUCCAACUUCUAUGGCACAGAUUCAACAUCAGCAGAGAUUUAUAUUGAAGGUGCCUCCUCUUCAGAUUCUGAACCAGAGCAGCAUUUUGACCAUUUAGCACAGGUGCAAGGGAAAGCAGUCCAGUCCCAAACCACAUUGCCUUCAGCCUCCAGCAGUCAGGCUAAUGCGUUUGUUGAGGACUCGUUGUCUGCGCCGGCAACAGUUUAUCCUGAAGCUGCGCCACCCUCAGAGGUUUUCACACAGCCAGCCACCAGCGAGGAGCUGUGUCCACCUCCACCUGCCCAAGUCCUUUCCACACCCCUGCCCACUACCCAGGUGGUGUCUCCACUGGCCGCCCCGCAGCUUGAGCCAGCUCCUCUGACGAUCCAAGACACCAGCGUGCCAGUCUUCACCCAGGAGAUUCCUCUCGAGCCUCCCUUACUUGAGCAGCCAGAGGUCACCCAGGUGGCCUCUGCAACGGUUAGCACUCAGUUGGACUCAAGCCCACCACUGCUGCCCCCCCUGGGCGUCCCCUCCUCUUCCCCCGCCUUGACCGCGCCUCUGGCCAUCCCCGAGGACACAGCGGCACCUUUGGCUGAAGUGCUUCCCACAUCGCUACCUCCACUUGUGGUGUCCACCCAGUCCAAUGGACUCGAGGGUCAGAAUGGAGGCAGCUAUCCGCAAGGUUUAGAUGGAAGGCCAAUCAUGGCGGCCCCUGUUUUUACAAAGAGUUUACAGGAUGUGCUUGCGUCGGAGGGCCAGCUGGUGGUGCUAGAGUGCCGGGUGAAAGGAGUGCCCUCCCCGAAAGUGGAGUGGUACAGAGAGGGGACUCUCAUAGAGGACUCGCCUGACUUCAGGAUCCUGCAGAAGAAGCCCAGGUCUUUGGCAGAAUCAGAGGAGAUAUGCACUUUGGUUAUUGCUGAAGUCUUCCCUGAGGAUUCUGGGACGUUCACUUGCACGGCCAGUAAUAAGUAUGGCACAGUCUCCAGUAUUGCAGCACUGAAAGUGAAAGGCAAUGACACCAACACAAAUCAUGUAAAAACACUGUCCAGCCUAAAUCUGGAGACCACGCUCAGCAAAGUGUCUAAACAGACAACCUCGGAGUAUAAGGCAUCCAGUGUGAAGUCGCAGCUGGACGGCUCCCUGACCAACUGCAACAAGGCUUACUCCAGUACCCUCUCCCUCCAUCCCCUCAGCAGCGGCCACCACUUAGACGCCUACAGCACCAGCAUGCCCAGCCUUGACCCACUAAGCCUCGGCAGCCCACACCUCGACGCUUUUAGGUCCACCCUGCCCCGUGCCGCUGACCCCACCAGCUUCAGUAUGCCGCGCCUCGACCCGCUGAGCAUUAACCAGAGCGCCGCGCCAUACCAGCCCCCCAGCUCCCGCCCCCUCCAGCUAAACUCCACCGCCGCCAGCCUCUGGCCUAACAACCAUGCGGCCGACCCCGGUCCACCCGCGGAGCCCGGCCCCGUCCCCAUCCCAGCAGCCCCCGCUGAGCCUCUAACCUCUUGCCUCAAACCCCAGCUGGACCAGCCCUCAGCACGAGACCCCGAAGCCCAGACCCUCCUCUUCUGCAAUCCCCCCGUGGGCGCCGUGCCUCUGCUCUCUAGGGCUGAGAGCAAAGCCAAGCCGCCUGAGCCAAAAUGCACUAUACCCCUCCCAGAUCCCCCUGCGUCCUGCCUCAAGUCCAGACCGGAGGGCGUCCUAGUGAACCACAGAGAGCCACGGUCAGCGUCACGCGUAGGCCUACGGGUGCACUUCAGACUUCCAGAGGAUGAGGAGGAGGAAGAGGUGGAGAGUGGGGACGGAUCCAGCGCCCAUGAGGACCCCUCACCCAAGGAGCCACCCCCUGUACUGGCCAAACCCAAACUGGACCCUGUUCAGCUCCAGCUGCUCCACAAUCAGGUGCUCUUGGAGCAGCAGCAGGAGGGUGGCCCCCCGAGCCAGGACAAGCCCCAGCCCUCCCCCUCCCCCUCCCCCUGGGCCAGCAGAUCCCCUCAGGAGGCUCCAGCAGCACCACUCCACUCACCUUUCACUGACUCGUCCUGUGUGCUGCCCAUAACACAUGCACCUGUGCAGGCCAGGCCAGCCCCGACCCCAAUCCCACCUCCCGCUCCCCAGGACUCGAGGCUGGUUCCCCAGUUCAGUCCAGCAGCUCCUCCUGUUCUAUCUCCCAUGAUGCCUCGAGUGGCGUCCACCUCCGCACCUCCUGUUAGCAUGUCUGCACCCACAGCACCCAAGCUGGCAGCCCCCCCAGUCGCCCAGAUGCCCCCAAUGAAUAUGGCUGGCCUGAGUGUGAGUGCGGCCCCUCCGCCCCACAUGAGUCCCAUGGCUCCUCCCACCUCAAUGCCACGCCCCUACAGCACGAGCUACAUGCCCGCGGUGGGCGCUCCGCCUGUGCCCAAGUUCAUGACCGCACCCACGUCACCGAUGAGCGUGGCUCCCUCGUCUCUGCCCACCGUCAGCUCGUCGAUGCUCAACAUCGCUCCGCUGACCCCUCUGUCUCCGGUGCUGUCCAAACCCCCAGUGGCGCCGCUGAGUCCACCUCCACCUGUAGCCCAAGCUCCAGCGCCCCAGCAUAGCCUCCCGCCACUUCCACCCGUCAGCUCCCUGUUCACUGGCGCCAGCAACUCCCAGAGCUUCAGCUACGCCCGACCCAAAGAGUUCAUCGCCGCCCAGACCCUCUCCCCCGUGAGGAGCCCCUCUCCCACUGAGUCGCCGGUGCCCCUGCUCCACGAGCUGGCUGCCGAGCUCAACCUCAAGCUGGCCCGGGAGAUGGGCUCUCCGCUGAGCCCGGCCUCGUCCGUCUCCAACUUCCCCACGUCUCCGCGUGUCUUCCACACCAGGGUGCUGGAGCCCCCCACCAGCCCCACGUACGUCUCCUCCCCGACCAUGAUUCCUCCUGCCUUCCACAACACCCCGUUUAUACGGGCCCAGUCACCCCCCCAGGCCUCGUCCCCGAGCUCCAGCAGCUCCACGCCCAGCCCCAUCCAGAACCCCGUGGCCUUCCUCAGCAGCGUCCUGCCCUCGCUGUCCUCACUGGGGGGAUCCCAGUCCACCAACUCCAUGGGCCUGCCAAAGAGGGCCCCCAUUGUGCCUCAGAGCAUUCUGAGGAAGACAGCGCGAAGCCAGCGGCUUCCAUCAGAUGAGGAUAUCCGUGAGAGUAAAGAAAGCCUCAUUCACGAUAUCGAGAAAAAGCUGAGAUUUAAAGAAGACACUAUACGCCAAGGGGCACAGAAGCUGCCCUAUGAGGGGAAAGCAGCGAGCAGACCUCUUGGACCAAACAUUCCCACUGCAACUGUCAUUAACUAUGACGAGGAGUACAAGGUGUCGAACUUCGAGCAGAGGCUGAUGAGUGAGAUUGAGUUCCGUCUGGAGAGGACCCCAGUGGAGGAGUCGGAUGACGACGUGCAGCAUGACGAGAUCCCCACGGGCAAGUGCAUCGCCCCGCUCUUCGACAAGAAGCUGAAGAACUACCGGGCGAUGGAGGGAGCUCCUCUCACAUUCACCUGCAAAGUAGUUGGAAUCCCCAUCCCAAAGGUCUACUGGUUCAAGGAUGGGAAACAGAUUCUAAAGAAAAAUGAUCACUACAAGAAAUACAGGGAGGGCGAUGGAACGUGUGCUCUGCACAUAGAAGCAGUCACUAAUGACGACGACGGCAACUAUACAGUCAUGGCUGCCAAUCCACAGGGGAGGAUGAGCUGCUCUGGCCAUCUGAUUGUCCAAACGGGUCCUGUGCGGAGUCGGCAGCAAAUUAUUAACUCUCAGAGAGUACGGGCUCGGGUCCAGGAAGUGGAGGAAGGAGAGCCAAUCCAGGAGCGCUUCUUUCGGCCUCACUUCCUGCAAGCUCCAGGGGACAUGGUGGCCCAUGAGGGGCGGCUCUGCAGACUGGACUGCAAGGUGAGUGGGUUACCAAACCCAGAGAUCAUGUGGUUACGGAAUGGGCAGCCCAUUUAUCCAGACUUCACUCACCGGAUGCUGGUGAGAGAAAACGGCAUCCACUCGCUCAUCACUGACCCGCUGACUAAGAAGGACGCUGGCACCUACACCUGCAUCGCCUCCAACAAAGCUGGCCAGAGCUCCUUCUGCCUCGAGCUGAGAGUCGUGGAGAAAGAGAUGAAACACCCGCCCCAGUUUGUGGAGAAGCUGCAGAACACAGGCAUCGCCGAGGGUAUCCCCGUCCGACUAGAGUGCAGAGUCGUGGGCAUGCCGGCACCGGUCAUCUUCUGGAAAAAAGACAAUGAGACCAUUCCCCACUCUAGAGAUCGUAUGAGCAUGCAUCAGGAUGCCACUGGAUACGUUUGCCUUCUCAUCCAGCCUACCAGGAAAGAGGAUGCUGGGUGGUACACAGUUUCAGCCAAGAAUGAGGCUGGCAUCAUUUCAUGUACAGCAAGGCUAGACAUUUAUGCUCAGUGGCACCAGAACAUCCCUCCACUCCCCCAGAAGAAGAGCACGCGCCCGGUGAGCCGCUACGCUGCGCUGACUGGCCAGGGCCUGGACAUCAAGUCAGCCUUCCCCUCCAGCGACAACUGCCCCAUCCUCUUCGCCAGUUCCCCCACGGAGGCUACCCUGGAGAGCGAGGAGCUGUGAGGGGGGGAAAAAAGGGGGGGGGGGUGCUUCGGGACUCCCACCCAGCCAGCUCUCAACCCCUCAGACACCACCUGUAGACUGUGCCAGAACAAGUCUAGUAUGUUUUUUUGCAGUUUGAUUGUUGUGGUUGACUGUGCUUUCACAGGGUAUAUUCAAAGAGAGUAAUUGCUAGUCAACGAUGCUGUUGUUGCUCUUCGGUCAUCUCUCUAUUUUGUUAUGUUCGUCCUAUCAGGCACGUUGAUAAAAAAACAAAAGUCACAGUUUGCUUACAGUAGUGAUCUCAGUGUGAGGAUUCGUCUCACCACUUAGUGUUGGGGUUGCAUAGUACGGUACGGAAGCCUACAAGUGGCUGCCAGUGGUGGAAAGUAUGCAAUGUCAUGAGUGCCAUUUAGUAAUCUCAGUCACUCAUUUCAGAAAGCAGAGGUUUCAUCUCUGCACCAUUCCAAAUGAAUAAAACUAGAUAUUGCUGAUCGAUAGCUAAACUAGUUGUUGGGCUUCACUUCUUUCUCCACUGACUGCCACUUGAGGUUUACCAUUCACAAAUGCAAGGAUGAUAGAUGGUAGUUUAGCAUGACUUCAAAGAGCUCACAAAUCAUUUGAACUGAGUUUAAACUGGGAAUCUUCCUGCUUGAUGCUAUGCAGUUCUAAUGGAAUAUUUUGCAAAUCAACAGAUUUUAAUCGCCUUUUGGAUUUUGUGAACAAAUUCAGCUAAAUCCAGUACAUUUAAAGUGACCACACCAGUUGCCUAUCAGUAAUCAUAGACAGUACUGAAAUUAUACCAGUGUUGCAUUGUUGUAAAGAUCUUAAUAUCUUAAAGAGUCAUAUGACUGCAUAGUUCAAAUACAUGAUCAUAUUUCCAUUGUUAAAACAUAAUCUUUAUUUACUUAAAGUGACGGCCUCCAUACUCUUGUGGAAAGGUAACAGUGCAGAUUAAUGUGCUGAAUAAUGUACUGAAGGCUGAAUACUACUUUAUUUCUCUUACUGAACGUUUGCACAACACCUUAGAUGAGAGUUAUUUAAUAUACAAUAUAUAAGAUAUAUAAAAUUUGCCAUUUUGUGAGUUACAAUUUUGUCAACAUAUAUGUGCACUCUUCAAGAAAGCUUUAUAAGACGUUUUUGAAUGGGAUUCAUUGAGAGCCGUGUACGCUGGGUGGGUGUGUGGAGAACACUUGAGUUGAAAUGUUAUUUAAUAGAUUUAAUGUUUUAAGGCAAAUAUUCAAUUUGUGUAAAGUUGCACCAUGUAAAAUAGAUGUCCUUUUCUGUGAAUAAAGUUCUAUUUAUUCAAAGAAAUGUAUUAUAUUU
This is a messenger RNA of Alosa sapidissima (American shad), 7741 nucleotides long. It is a transcript of the gene mypn, whose product is annotated as myopalladin. Gene Ontology annotation, molecular function: protein kinase activity. Lineage: Eukaryota; Metazoa; Chordata; Actinopteri; Clupeiformes; Clupeidae. The coding region runs from base 695 to 6439 and encodes 1914 amino acids. The record is from RefSeq and is a predicted model, not a curated record. The transcript is spliced from 21 exons.